AGUCUAUGGUCUCUGUAGGUCACCUGAGUGCGAUGUCUAAGGAGAAAGUGGAGAUUCCAGCCCCACCAUCAUCAAAAUGCAUCCUUUAUUGGAAAAGGAAGGUCAAGUCAGAAUACAUGCGCCUUAGGCAGCUCAAGAGGCUUCAAGCAAACAUGGGAGCCAAGGCUUUGUUUGCACAUAACUACACAAAGGUUCAAGAAAAGAUAAACGUCUUGAAUGAUGACUGGAAAAAGCUUAGAGUUCAACCUAUUCAGUCAAUGAAGCUGGUUGGGGGGCACCCUUUUCUCAAGCAGUGCACAGUUGAGAGCAUUUUCCCCAGUUUGAGCACCCAGACCUUGUUCAUGCGGACUCUGAACACCGUAGCCCUGGUGCCCAUCAUGUACUCCUGGUCUCCACUCCAGCAGAAUUUCAUGGUGGAGGAUGAAACUGUUUUGUGCAACAUCCCCUAUAUGGGGGAUGAGGUGAAAGAGGAGGACGAAACCUUCAUCGAGGAGCUUAUUAACAACUAUGAUGGCAAAGUCCAUGGAGAAGAAGAGAUGCUCUCUAGUUCCAUCCUGAUCAGUGAUGCUGUGUUCCUGGAGUUGGUAGAUGCACUGAAUCAGUACUCAGAAGAGGAAGAGGAAGGGCACGAUGCUUCUGAAGGCAAACAGGAAGUUGGGAAGGAUGAGUUGCCUGUCACCCGGAAGAGGAAGCGGCUUUCUGUGGAAAGCAACAAGAAAUGUUCCAAGAAGCACUUCCCGAAUGACAUGAUCUUUACCGCUCUUUCGUCAAUGUUCCCUGAGAAUGGCUUUCCAGAGGAUAUGAAAGAGAGAUACAGAGAACUGACAGAAGAAUCUGACCCGAACGUCCUCCCUCCCCAGUGCACGCCAAACAUCGACGGGCCUUCUGCCAAAUCGGUCCAGCGUGAGCAGGCCCUGCACUCCUUCCACACUCUCUUUUGCAGGCGCUGCUUCAAGUAUGACUGUUUCCUCCAUCCUUUCCACGCAACUCCCAAUGUUUAUAAACGGAAGAACCGAGAGACCAAGAUCGAGAUGGAGCCGUGCGGGCUGGACUGCUUCUUGUGGUUGGAGGGAGCCAAGGAGUAUGCCGUCCUGCACAACCCACGCUCAAAGUGCUCCGGCCGGCGUCGACGCAGGCACCCUACGCUCAAUACCUCCGCUGCCGCCGCCUCGAACACUUCAGCCUCCACGAGCAACGACGCAAAAGAAGGCGAUAGCGACAGAGACACCGGCAAUGACUGGGCCUCCAGUUCCUCUGAGGCAAACUCACGUUGCCAGACCCCAACCAAGCCGAAGCUGAGCCCUGCCUCUUCGCAGCCCUUCAUGUCCGACAUGCCCCUGGAGCCAGUUGAGUGGACAGGGGCUGAGGAGUCCCUCUUUCGCGUCUUCCAUGGAACUUACUUCAACAACUUCUGCUCAAUUUCCCGUCUCUUGGGAACCAAGACAUGCAAGCAGGUCUUUCAGUUUGCAGUAAAGGAGUCCUUGAUCAUGAAGCUGCCAGUGAAUGAGCUCUUGAAUCCCUCCCAGAAGAAGAAGAGGAAGCACAGGCUCUGGGCUGCUCACUGUAGGAAGAUCCAGCUUAAAAAAGACAACUCAUCUACUCAGGUGUACAACUACCAGCCCUGUGACCACCCGGACCAUCCCUGUGACAGCUCCUGUCCUUGCAUCAUGACCCAGAAUUUCUGCGAGAAGUUCUGCCAGUGCAACCCUGAUUGCCAGAACCGAUUCCCGGGCUGCCGUUGUAAAACACAGUGCAACACCAAGCAGUGCCCCUGCUACCUGGCUGUGCGAGAGUGUGACCCGGACCUCUGCCUGACCUGUGGAGCCUCGGAGCACUGGGACGCCAAGGUGGUCUCAUGCAAGAACUGCAGCAUCCAGCGGGGUCUCAAGAAGCACCUGCUGUUGGCCCCAUCAGACGUUGCCGGGUGGGGAACCUUCAUCAAGGAGGCCGUGCAGAAGAACGAGUUUAUCUCUGAGUACUGUGGGGAGCUCAUCUCUCAAGAUGAGGCUGACCGACGUGGGAAGGUCUACGACAAAUACAUGUCCAGCUUCCUCUUCAACCUCAAUAAUGAUUUCGUUGUUGACGCCACCCGCAAGGGCAACAAGAUCCGCUUUGCAAACCAUUCUGUCAAUCCCAACUGUUAUGCCAAAGUGGUGAUGGUGAACGGAGAUCACCGCAUUGGGAUCUUUGCCAAGAGAGCAAUCCAGGCAGGUGAAGAGCUCUUUUUCGAUUACAGGUACAGCCAAGCCGAUGCACUCAAAUACGUUGGCAUAGAAAGAGAGACCGACAUAAUCUAGCACGCUGCUCCCAGCCGACCUCCGCGCACCUUAUCCAUGCCGCUUCUCUCAUUGCUGUGUGUGACGCCAGAGCUUCAUCCCCCCUGGAUCCCUCUUCAGAGAAGGGAAGGGAGAAGGCUGCUCUCUUUUGGCAGCACAGAGACUUUGGCUCCAAGGCCUCCAAAUGGGCGGCCCCUUGGGGAACUCUGCUCAAUUGAUCUUGAGGGGAGAAUGAAGAGGAACCGAAAAGGCAGAACCCCUCCCCUCCCCCCACCCCUUCAGCCCACCCUGUGGAGGAUCCGCUUGGGAGCAGGGGCGCGCUGGAGCGUGCAGCCUCUCCUGGUCCUUCUUAAAGGCUUGGCCUGAGCUGGAGGAGUGACUCCUUUCCUCCAACUGCCCCACCUUCUCCACGGGCAAGAGCAGGGAGAGCCCCAGCCCAAACAAAGCCCACCUGCAGGGAAGGAUGGUCGUAAACCGCUCCGCGGAGGCUCUUUGGGGAAAGGGAUUCGUAGGCUGCGAAACAACGGCGGUGGGAAGGAAAGGAGCUUGGAGAUGGGUGGGGCGCAGAAGGAAGGGGAGGGUGACUCGUGAGGGGUAAAGGGAAUAAGGGUGUUGCCCUCCAGAAGGAGUUGGACUGCAAUUCCCAUCAUCCCUCACCACUGGCUGUGCUGUCUAGGGCUGAUGGGAGUUGCAACCAGCAUCUGGAAAGCCACGUUCCCCAACCCUGGGAUAGAGGGUUGAACAUGGAGGAGCAGAAGAUGGCGGAGCGACACUGGUGAAGCAGCACGGGAGGCGAGGCACAAAGCCCGUUUGCUCUGCGUUGUCCUCCAUGAGGGCGUUUAGCCCAGGGUGAAAUGCUAUCUGGUGCUCUCCAGAUGUCUUGAGCUACAGCCCUGAGAGCCUUGGCCAGCGUGGCCACUUGCCAUGCUGGCUGGGAGGGCCCCGGGUGUGGGAAGGCAGCAGUAGAUCGUGAUUGUCCCCUCGAUGCGCACCCUCGCAAAACAAGGUAGGGGGUGGCAGGCGAGGAGGAGCUGGGGGUUCUCACCACCUUCCCCAGGGUGUGAGGCUGGAGUAAAGUCUUCCACCGCAGCAAUAAAGCCUCCACCUGGACCGGUGGUGGGGCUGCUGCUGUGUUGCCCACAGUGUCUUGGUUGCUGCUCUUGAGAAAUUUCUUUUCCUGAUGGAAACGAUUUGGUCUUGCAGAAUUCAUGUCCUCCUUCAGUCAGAGCCCUUUUGGUAAAGUUCCCCUCACUUCUGCAGCAAGGAAGUUAUUUUAUUUGUCCUCUCUCUCUCUCUUGACCCUCCUCUAGUGGGAUAUUGAGCGCCUUAGUACUUCCCGAAACUAAUUGACACUCCUCAGUUGCUGAGGACAGACUCAAAUCUUUUUUUUAGCUCUUCCCUUUGAACGUCCUUUAACAGCACUUUUGAAGCUGUGAAAAGCUUCCUGCGUGCUCACAUGGAGGGGAGAUAGUUGGAUGUUUGUGUCCCAGUUAGACAGAAACCUUAAGGGCUGCUCAUGCCUUGCCUUGCCCCCCCCCCCCCCCCCCCGAUCAGGAUUCAUGUACAAAACAGACAAGUAGUUUGCACUUUAUAAUAAUUCACUCCAUCAAGGCCAGGGAGCUGUAGGAAGUGAAAAGCUGACUCCACUUCCAGUCCAUUGUGUGGAUUACUCCAGGGGCUGGAAACCGGUGUCCUUGUAAGAUUGUCGAGGGGCUGGAAACCGGUGUCCUUGCAAGAUCAAACCAGUAAUUAAACACUGGCUCAUUGCACUGUUGAGGGUAUUUGCAAUGCCAGCAGUGGACCAGAUCUUGUAUCAAAGCAAAUAAAUCUCUCUCUCUCUGCGCCAUUUGGUCCAGCAUCUGCUGCAUCAGUUUUGGAGAACGGGAGAAGAAAAACAGAAGUCAUGCUUUAUGGGACUGGGUUUAGUGUAACUAGUAUGCAAAGCUUUUGAAUUACAUGGAUUUGUAGUUGAGAUAUCAGGGAGUGGAAUCUUACUAUUGGCUACACAGAAAGAAACUUUUGGCCUACUUGGAAUAAUUUCCAGUCCCUUCAGAUCGAAGUAGUCACGUAAUUGAAAACCUUCUACGUUGAGGUGGCUACUUUGAUCUGGUGACUGAAAAUUAUUCCAAGUAGGCCAAAUGUAGCAGCAUUUCACUUCUCUAUAAAACACGCUGUUAUCGGCUGAAUCUUCUCCACUGUCCCUAGACCUAAUGUGAGUCUGGAUUAUGUGAAGUAAUAUUAGAUGGUGGUUCUGAGCAUGUGCAGAGUGCCUUUGCUACUGUGUAAUUACAACCUCGCCACCAUGUAGGAUCAAGGGAAAGCGGUUCUGGGUAUGAGAACAAAAUUGCUGGGGAACCUGGAGUGCCUCAGUCUCUUGUAGAAACUGAUCACAGGAAAGACCUGAAGCAGCAGGAGCUUUUCCCUGCGGCUGAAUACUUGUGAUGGAAGAAAGCGGGACACCUGUUAAAUGUAGCAGCUCAUUCACUCACUACAUCCAGUCGCAGUGAAGCAUACAUACGUAUUUUCACACUAGUAUUAAUUUUGGUGUAAUUACUAGUUUGAAGUCCACCACCUUUACUACAAACCACUAAUUAGGAUCUCGAACUUGCAGCCCUCCUCCUCUUACCCUAGCUACUAGAUGGCACCCCAGACUAGCAGCCAGAUUAGGGUCAGGUUGUGACAGCCUGCUCCCUCAAGACACGUGUAGAGCAAGGGUGAGCAGAAAGCAGGUCCAGGGGUGUUUUGGAUUUCAACUCCCAGCGUUCCUGAUCAUUGGUCAUACUUGUUGGGGCUCCUGGGUGUUGGAAGUCCCAAACACCUGGAGAUCUACCUUCCACCCACCCCGAUCUAGGACUGAUGCAUGUGCCGGAAAUUUAAGUUACGUAAGAGAAGAACACGCACGCACCCCACUAAGGCGGCAUAGGGGGCACUUUAAUUUCAAGAUGGAGUGAACUGUUCCACAUGCUCCAAGUCCUGAGGGAUGCAAUCAAAUACGUUAAUGGCCUCCCCUUCUGCAGCAUUGUUUCUACUUAACAUUAUUCUUCAGGGAAGGUAAAGUUGAGACAAAAGAGAGAAGCAAGGCCCCCAAUUUUUAGCUAUAGGGGUCAUAGCAAAACAAUACGACUGAGUGGGCUUGAGGAUUAGUGGUAGCUAACCUGGUCCAUCAGCUACAUCUGAGAUGAAGGGGAAUAGGGGUUUGGGGGCAGACCUGAAACCUGCCUCAAGGCUGCACAGUUCUGACCAGAGUAGUAAUGGAGAGUAGGGUGGGCAGAUGGGCUAUUACAUACUUUGUCCAGUGGGUUGAAGUACCAAACGGUGUUUGAUGAAGCCACUGUUGCUCAGCACCAGCUAUUGGCCUUUCACUACCAGUCACUGACUUAAAGUGAUGCAUGCCUGUUUUGUCAGGGAGUAGUAGGCCUACCGUGGUGGGUAUUCCGUUUGUCUACAUUUGCAAAAGUACCUUGACCUGCAGAGGCGUUGUUCUUGCAGCUCAUGGGUGUUUAGACCUCAUAUCCAUAAUGCACUAUAGUUCCUCUUGUACUACAAGCCCGUAUUGCUUGACACUUUUGAGGCACAGCACAGAGACCAGGGGUGUAUUUGCAGUUCUGACAGAGGGAUGCAAUCCCCUUCCCACACUUUUAGAAAGUAGCAGUCGUAUACAGGCAGUAAGAAUUUCUAUGCUUUGCCCACCGCAUCACGGAACUGCUCUUAGGGACGGAAAAGGGGGGGGGGGUCCCUCCAGGCCUCUUGCUGUCCGCCCUCGCCCUCCUCUGGCCGCUUGUGGCUCUGCUUUGCUGCUGGCAACUUAUGUGCACUUUAUAUUAUGGCUUGUAAACGUUUGUCUUAAUAAAGGUGUAGUGACCACUGAA
This is a messenger RNA of Elgaria multicarinata webbii, 6145 nucleotides long. It is a transcript of the gene EZH1, whose product is annotated as enhancer of zeste 1 polycomb repressive complex 2 subunit. Gene Ontology annotation, biological process: heterochromatin formation. The record is from RefSeq and is a predicted model, not a curated record. Gene Ontology annotation, cellular component: nucleus; ESC/E(Z) complex. The coding region runs from base 6 to 2297 and encodes 763 amino acids. Gene Ontology annotation, molecular function: protein binding; histone H3K27 methyltransferase activity; chromatin binding. Lineage: Eukaryota; Metazoa; Chordata; Lepidosauria; Squamata; Anguidae. The transcript has 20 exons.